CAACUCGAGCAACCUUACUUCCCAUCAUACGCACUGCAAGCUUAGCUUGGUGAGGAUCGAUCGAUCGGAGAAGAUCAUCAGAUUGAUAAUUAAAGUAAGAAAGGUCGAGGAUGCAGGCGGUGAAGGAGAAGGUGAAGGACAAGGUGAGCGCGGUGAAGGCGAAGGGGAAGGUGAGCAAGGCCAAGGCCGACGAGAAGAAGGAGGUGGCGACGGCGAGGUCCCACGCCGAGAGGGAGCUGGCGCACGAGCGCGCUAAGGCCAGGGUCGCCGCCGCCAAGAUGGAGCUGCACCAGGACAAGGCCCUCCACCGCGAGGAGGCCAUCCAGCACAGGCUCCAUAAGCAUGGCGCCGGAACCACCGCCGGCGUUCGUCCGACCGCCGCGGCGCCGGCGCCGCACCUCCCACCUGCUAGCUACUACUAGUAGCUAGUAUGCACGCAUGUCUCUCUGUGCUGCUAAUUAUCGUAACAGUUUCCACUAAUCAAUCUACUUACAAUAAAUAAUAAGCCAGCCAGUGUGCAUGUAAUCUGUACUGUGUGCCAGACAAGAUAUCAGUGAUAUAUCUAUCGAGGUUGUUAAUUAGUCGGAUUGUGAUCUCUUUAGAGUACUGGAGGAAGUUUUAUAAUGGAUAUUGUUGUUACGUCUAA
Messenger RNA from Oryza sativa Japonica Group (Japanese rice), 646 nucleotides. RefSeq names its product late embryogenesis abundant protein 6. The record is from RefSeq and is a predicted model, not a curated record. Gene Ontology annotation, biological process: embryo development ending in seed dormancy. NCBI's taxonomy places the organism in Eukaryota, Viridiplantae, Streptophyta, Magnoliopsida, Poales, Poaceae.